This is a messenger RNA of Amphibalanus amphitrite, 1315 nucleotides long. Its product is annotated as transcription factor Adf-1-like. The transcript has a single exon. Gene Ontology annotation, cellular component: transcription regulator complex; nucleus. Gene Ontology annotation, biological process: regulation of transcription by RNA polymerase II. NCBI's taxonomy places the organism in Eukaryota, Metazoa, Arthropoda, Thecostraca, Balanomorpha, Balanidae. The coding region runs from base 98 to 1030 and encodes 310 amino acids. The record is from RefSeq and is a predicted model, not a curated record.
GGCAUUUCAUUCAUUGAAGCCUACAGUUGUUACGGAAAAUAUGCCUAGCAGGUGGUAGUUGAUUAGAUUUCCAGUUAAUUAAGAAAAACACGGCCUGAUGGCAGUUGACAAGGAGCUCUUGAUACAUACUGUUGCAAAAUACCCAUGGCUGUACGAUAAAAGUCACAGGUCAUAUAAGGAUAACAUUAAAAAAACUAAUUCUUGGCACGAGAUCUCCAAAAACCUGAAGAUCACAGAAGAUGAGGCAAAGAAAGUAUGGACUGAUUUACGGAACUCAUACCGGAAGAUCCACGCUCGGGUGAAGGCCGGGGCGCCGAGCGGGUCAGGAGCAACUGACGCCGCCAAACAUCAAGGCUCCCGAUGGUGGCUAUACGAGUCAAUGGACGCGGUGCUCAGCCAACACAUCCAGCCCAGCCGGCAAGGUGGCGACAGCAUAAUGGUAGCCGCAAAGAAGGACGCCCCAAGAUCGGCACUCGACGUCGAUUCCUCUCAGAGUACCGAAUUCAAUUACAGCGCCAAUGGUCAGCUGCUUGUGGAAGAAGCGGGCCCAAGCCUGCAAGCCCAAGCCCACGCAGGCAACCAUGACUCACAUGAGCCGUCGCUGCAAUCACCGCACGAGGAUGACAGCCAACUCUCUGAGCUGCAGCUCGAAAGGGACCACUCCCCGCCGUCGCCGCCGCUGCCACCCUCUGCUGAGAUGCCGCAGUCGCUCCCGGCGGCGGCUGGCCGCAACUGCAACCAGUCGCCGUCGCCAUCCGCCGCCGCACGUGGCCGACCUCCUGCCGCUGCCGACUCACGGACUCCUACCGGACCACGCGGUACAAAGCGAGCUCGCCAAGCGUCUCAAGAGGAAUGGCAGGAGACCCUUGUUUCCUACUUGCGCACCAAGGAAGCUCGGCGGGACAAGACCGACAUAUUUGAUGCCCUGGGAAAAAUCGUGGCAGACCGAACUCGCCGCAUGUCUCAGUGGAAAGCAAACCUAGCGCAGGUCAAAGUGAUUGAGACGUUAAACAUGAUUGAUGACAUGUAGAGGCCAUCUUUGACGGUUGGCUGUAGGUACUUGUUUUGUGUAAUGCGCAUUGCGUAGUGUGAACCACAUGAUUAUCGCGUGUAUUUUGCUUCUCACACUUUAGCAGGACAUGCAGUUCGGCUAUCAAAUCUUAAUAUAACUGUUACGACUGGAACGUGCUUGUGUCAAUCUUAUUUGAUAAAAAUACAGCAUUCGGCAGUGCACAAAGAUCAGAGUCGAAUAAAACUUCAUACAUUAAAUAUUAGCCCCCUACAUGUGUCCAAUGAAAAAACAAAAACAAAACAA